This is a messenger RNA of Leptonychotes weddellii (Weddell seal), 2387 nucleotides long. Lineage: Eukaryota; Metazoa; Chordata; Mammalia; Carnivora; Phocidae. The record is from RefSeq and is a predicted model, not a curated record.
CUCUCUUCCUCUUCCGUCCUUCCUUCUCCCGUGGAAGCGAUAGAAGUGUUUUGCUCCCUAAGCAGCAGUGUACGCUGAGCUGGCACCGGAAUGAGGGAUGAACUGAGCAGGAUUCGGUCUCUUCCUCCCACCGCCGCGGUAGCCGCGGGCAGAGCAGUGCAUUGUGGAGGCUGAGCGCGCCGCUGCUGCUGGAGCUGCUGUCCCGGGAUCGCGCGGCGGGGAGCUGUCCGAGGUGCUGACCGUCCCUGCCGGCGCCCUGCGCGCCCAUCUGCUCCCAUCAGACCCCUCCAAGUUCUGGCCUUUCUCCCUCCCCUCCGUCUGCCUGCCUGUCCUCCUCACCUAGGGACGUAGCGGCUGGAGGAAAUCAUGGUGUUCGCUCCAGGUGAGAAACCUGGCAGUGAGCCUGAAGAGGUGAAGCUGCAGAAAGCCAGCAAACAGAUUGUGCAGAAUGCCAUCCUGCAAGCUGUGCAGCAAGUCUCCCAGGAGAGCCGGCAGAACGGGGAGAGAGCCCGAGACAGCCAGGGCAUCCUCCAGCUGGGCGUCGGGGAAUUAACCAAGAAGCAUGAAAAGAAGUAACACAGUAGAUUUGGCUCUUGUCACCUGCUUGGUUUCCAGCCUUCCUCUUAGUAUAGGAUGCGUUGCCAAAAUGUUGCCAGUAAAGCAAACCGGAGUGUCACCGGCACCUAGCAGUAGAAUGAAUUCACACUAGCCCUUGGCUGAGAUGCACUGUUUUGAAAAAGUGCAUUAGACGAUUCUGUUUGUAUUAAUGCAGUGCCUCUGAAACAGAGUGGGGCCAAACAGGACACUGUAAUUGCAAAAGUAGUUUUGCAGCACCGUUUAUUUUUAAGGUUCUUUUUUCCCCUAAAGAUUCUGUCUUGUUUAUUUACUUUUGCUUUUUUACGCACCUUUCUGUGAGUUUAAUCAGCAAUCCUUUUGGCUGAAAUACUGAGUGCGGUACUGUGUUCUUUAUAAUAUUUUAAAAAGACACACCGGAAAGGUGAAGGAAUGGAGUUUGUCAACUUCAAAUAUGGAAUUGAAGGCUCCGCUGGGUUCAGGUCCAAGAUCAAAUUGAGCAAAGGCAAAUUCUAAGACUCAGUUCCUUAGGAUCUUACAAGGCAUAUAUUUAUAUUAAUUUUUAAAAAGGAGGAGUUUAACUUUUUAAGAACUUAGUUUUUUUGGUCUCAGUUCUCUCCAAGGUUUGAUAGCUGGUCUUUACUUUCUGUGCAGAAAUCCUUUGGAAAUAGGAAUUUCUUUUUCCAUCUCAAAUUAAAGUAAGACAAGUGAUAGAUCUAUAUGCAUGAGUUGCCAAUGACUCUGUUUUUAGCAGCCCCAUGAAGAACAACUAGACCCAUAGAUUCCACCCUGGGGAUACACUAGGGUCUGAUUAUGGGGUGCAGUGUCCGUGGAAGGAGCUGUGGGGCUUUGCAAAUACUAUGCUGUCAUCAGGCUAUGUCUUCGCACUAUACCUUACUAAUACUAAUAGGAACUUUUCUUUUCCCAUCCACAACUUAAAAUUAUAUUUUUGAGAUUUUGAAAAUCAUACAUAUCAGGAAUAAAUAACACUGAAAAUGGGAAAACCAUUUUUUUUAACUCUCUGAAGCAUGAAAAUAGAGUGGGAACAAUAAAGUAACAGUGUUUUGAACAAUGCAGUUAUGGGGACAUAUGUGCAUAUGAAAAAAGACAUCAUUAUUGCAAUAGUAUGACUUCUGCUCCACUCCCAUGUGGAUAAUGCACAUCUUUCUAGAGUCAUUAGAAUCCCAUAGUCUGGGUUUCAUAACAGUCAUUGAGUUGCUGCUACUGAAAACAGAAAGAAUUUGGCCUUUAGUAAAAACGCUUUGGCUUCAGAACAUCAAUGUCUACAUUUGAUAGUUUUUUUUAGAAGCCAGUAUCAGCAUAUAUGGUAUGGCUGAUAUUAAGAUACACUUCUAGAAUUCCAGUAUGUUACACUUCCCAGAAUGGAUAAAACACUCUUAUCAGCUUUGUUAGACUGUCUCACAUGAGGCGCAGCUGGAAUAAAUUCACAGAAGAAUGGCUAUGAGAGGGGCAGAGGGAGUUAAAAUUUAAAUGUGAUUUAUUUAUAAAUAUUUUUUAGCAGAACUCAUGACCAUUGAAGAAUGAGUUUAAGUUGAUUGGAAGUCAUAUAACUGAUAUGAUGUGAUUGCACAGUAUGUAGAUAAUGGGAAUGAAAGUAUUAAGGGAACUUAUUCAGAAGGAUCUACUAUAAAUAUAAACCCAAUGCUUGUAGUUUGCAAGUAAUCUAGCACCAUGUGUAUUAAGAUGUCUGGUUAUAACCAGUCCUGGACCUUGCUGUCAUAUCAUGUGGUGGAAAUAUAUAAAUGUGCUAUCUUUCUUCUCUGGUGUGUCUGUUCUAAUUCAUUGGGGAUCUU